CGCGCGCAGUUUCACUCCCUACUGUAUCGAUGAAGUUGCCUAAAGAUGGCGGAUUUCCUGCCGUCCCGGUCCUUUCUAUCCGUUUGUUUUCCAAACUGUCUUCUCAACAGCAACGAGGCGGAACAACUAAGGAAAUCUAAAGAAAUAGACAGGGGUCUUUUGAAAGACAAAACUUAUGUGAAACGGUUGGUCAAGAUACUUUUGCUCGGCGCCGGGGAGAGCGGCAAGUCCACUUUCCUUAAGCAGAUGCGCAUCAUACACGGGCAGGACUUCGAUCAACGGGCCAAAGAAGAGUUCAGAGCCACCAUUUACAGUAAUAUUAUCAAAGGUAUUCGAGUGCUUGUGGAUGCGAGAGAGAAAUUGCAUAUCCCAUGGGGAGAUUCUUCAAACCAGGCACAUGGAGGCAUCAUGAUGGCUUUUGACACACGCUCAGCUAUGUUAUCACAAGGGAUGGUGGAGACAAGAGUGUUUCUAAAGUUCCUGCCUUCAAUACGUUCCCUGUGGGCUGACAGUGGCAUACAAAAUGCAUAUGAUCGGCGCAGGGAAUUUCAGUUGGGUGAAUCGGUGAAGUAUUUCCUGGAUAACUUGGACAGACUGGGAACACCGGACUAUCUUCCCUUACAGCAGGACAUUCUGUUGGCACGUAAGCCCACCAAAGGCAUACACGAGUACGAUUUCGAGAUCAAGAACGUACCCUUCAAAAUGGUGGACGUGGGCGGCCAGCGGUCGGAGCGCCGCCGGUGGUUUGAGUGCUUCGAUAGCGUCACCUCCAUCCUCUUUCUGGUUUCGUCCAGCGAGUUCGACCAGGUGCUGAUGGAGGACCGCGAGACCAACCGCCUCAUGGAGUCGCUCAACAUCUUCGAGACCAUAGUCAACAACCGCGUCUUCAGCAACGUCUCCAUCAUCCUUUUCCUCAACAAGACGGACCUGCUCGAGGAAAAGGUCAAAACGGUGGCCAUCAAGGACUAUUUCCCCGAGUACACAGGGGAGCCGCACAGCCUAGCAGACGUGCAGAAGUUCCUGGUGGAGUGUUUCCGAAACAAACGUAGAGACCAGCAGCAGAAGCCUCUGUACCACCACUUCACCACCGCCAUUAACACAGAGAACAUUCGACUGGUCUUCCGUGACGUCAAGGACACCAUCUUGCAUGACAACCUCAAACAGCUCAUGCUGCAGUGAUGCUGCUCCAACACAUCCUUCACAUGUCUCCAAAUUCACCCUCUUCAGCUCAGAUGUUUGUACUCCAUACAGUAACCUUUCUGAAUAGCUCUGACAUGCUUUUACGUGGGGAUGCAGGCCUAGCCUAGCGGUCUGUCGGGAGCACAGAAUGGCAGGGUUUCUCCCUCAGUGGCCAAGGGUAGUUAUCCUCUUAAACAGAGUAAGGUUAGAGAAGAGAGUGUGUCUGUCCACUCACACUUGUUGUUGUCCUCCUUAUUCAGCCUGCCAAGAGAUGCUGUAUGUGUCAUUAAACAUUACCCUCCGUCAGUGAAGCCUUUCACUGCAGGUGCCAAAAGCAGUUCCCCUAUGUUACUAACAACAGCGGAGGGAGGAAGGUUUUGGUGGAGAGCGAAAGCGGGAGGAUGUCUUAGCACUGUCCUGAAUCUGUUACCUUUUGAGCCUUUUAUUACUGACCAAAUAGUGAAAUGAGAUGAGCAAACGCUUGUGAUGUUUUAACCUUUUAACAGGAACUAUGUUCUGAGCCUCUCCGUCAGAAACCUGCCCGGCCUUAAUUUCCCCCCCGUGUUUUUAUUACUUGUAGUUGUCUAUUCAAUUGGUCAGUUUUAGAACUCUGUUGUUUUUAAUAUAGAUAUAUGACUAUAUUUACCAAUAAGAAUCUAAGUUAUAUUUCAAAAGGUUUACACUUUUCGACUUUCCUCUGCUGAUGGAUAACGCUUACGAUCCGAGAUUUUUGUUUUCAACGUUUUAUACCACUUGAUGAUAAACUGAAUUUUUACUGCGGUUAGCCAACGCGAGGCGAGCGGAUAAAUACAGUUUAUAUGGCGUAAACUCAGGGCUGAAUGUAGACCACUUUAAUGUAUUGAUGAAACUAACUCUGCUCGCCUGAAGCCUUCAGGAACGUCUACUUAUUGUAACUCUCCAUCAGUGGUUGGAAAUCAUAUUUUCUUUGCUGGCCUGCAGACAUCAUCCUUUCCCUUAGCUCGAGUCCUUACAGUUGUAUUCGUUUGUCCAUCAGGGAAUGAAAAACUGUGUCGUCUUAAUUUAUUCGUUGUUUUGUUAACUAUUACUGCCUUUUUUGGUCAGACCCCAACCAUUUUUUCAGAGUUUAGGACAACAUUGCUAACAAAUGCUUCUGUAUUGACAUGUUUCGCAAGUGCCACACGUUUAAGGUACCAAUAAUUUAGAUCACCUGUCUGCAUGUAUAUGCAUACAAAAGGGAUAGAUCUCACUUGUGAACAUUCUCCCUCUCUUUAAUUGUGUAUAGCUACUUGUAUAGUGCCAUGUCCACUUUGAAUACUACUGUUGUAGUAAGUAUUUUAUGUAAAUAGUCUGUAUCUCACGCACCUCACUCUUUUCUAAAGGAUAUGUAAUCAACACUGAAUAUGUAUAGCUGUUUUUGCCACUGUGUACUUACACAAUCAACUGCCUGUUUCUUUUGUAAAAGCUGACUGCCUCCCAGUAAUGUGCUCCUUUCUGUCCGUUCAGAGUUUUGUCCUUCUUUUUGGCUGGCUCAUCUCUGUUUUGAGGCAACUUUGGUUGUGAAUGGUGCCUGUAUAUGUGUCUAUGCAUUUAGAUGCUGCUGGUUUUUAAUGGUUGCAGUACCGGCCGAUCAAUGGCCGGCAGUAGAGGAGUCAUUGUCUGGUUUCAGAUUCUGCCAUAUGCCCCUGGCUGAAGGCCCAGGAGGCUUGUGAAUGCAAGUAUUACAUCUUCACACUCUGCUGACAGUAUCCUGUGUCUUCUAGUGCCAGUUAGUGCCCAACCAAUGCCUGAUCAGGCUUUGCAUGAUUUCAUUCAUGCGCACAGAUAUGAACAGGGACUGUGGUUUGGUAUUAGUCUUAAAAUUGGCGUGACACCAUGCAAACCUAAAUGGCUCCAAGCACAAGCACUGGAGAUUCUGAAUGAUUUACCUUUGAGUAUGCGAGUACAUUUCAGCGUUUUUACAUAGAGUGUCAAUCUCUAGUAUUUGAUGUGAUCUGUAUUGUCAUAGGUGCCUAGCUAUCAAACGUUUGUCAGUUGCUGACUUUGCGUUACCUGACAUCCACAUAGAGAUCUGAGCUCCGAAACCUAAAAAAGCAAGCGUUACAUACCUUGAAAAAAGAGGAAAUGGUCGAGAACGCUUGUGAGUCACAACAAGCUAUCCUUGUCUGUUGAUAACCACUGACCUCCUGUCUGUGUGUAGGCACAGGCUCAGUUGAGCUGUGCUGGCUCUGUAGGCAAACCCAAGUUCUUGUGAAAAUGAUGUCCCUUUCUGGUUUAGUUGAAAGGCCUGUAGGUAUGACGGGGGGGGGGACAAAAGCUGCCACUGUCGUUGUCAUGGCGACACCAACCAACACCUCAAUCCCUCUGUUGGAGUGCAUUAAGGCACCUGAAGUGCAUUUUUUCUUUGUUGACAUCUUAGCGGUUAAUGUGAUGUUCCCUCAGUUGACAUGUUAAAAAGGAUGAUGCUGCACACAUACAGAUACACUACUAAGAUUCCUUCUCUGUGUUUGAGAUUUAAACUGGGCUUUAUUCUCAAAGUCUUUAAUAUUUGACUUCCAAAGUGUCGCAGUGAAUACGAGUUACGAUUCUCCACUUUUCUUAAAAAAUGAACACACUGUAACACUCUGAAACGUGAUUGUGAUCAGAGAUAGCAGAUUAGUGUUUUUCAUUUGUGCCCAGAUAAUCAAGGUUGAAUAUUAGAAAUAUGCCUGCCACAAAAUCUAAUUCCUUGUGCCUCCUGUUUGAUGCUUCAGAUCUUUCCGGGCUUUUUUGUACUUAGGUUUUUUAAAAUUUUGAUUUAUGUGGAGUCCUCAAAAUAAUUCAUAAUGAUUCCGAGUGAAAGACUUGUGCACUCAGUAUAGAUUAUAGCUUUCAUUGUACAGUCUAACCUAUGCUUCCUCACUCUUCAUCAUUGACUCAAUAAAAUACUUUUUCAAAAA
Triplophysa rosa is the source of this 4097-nucleotide messenger RNA. It is a transcript of the gene gna13b, whose product is annotated as guanine nucleotide binding protein (G protein), alpha 13b. Gene Ontology annotation, biological process: Rho protein signal transduction; adenylate cyclase-activating G protein-coupled receptor signaling pathway. The record is from RefSeq and is a predicted model, not a curated record. Gene Ontology annotation, cellular component: brush border membrane; heterotrimeric G-protein complex. Lineage: Eukaryota; Metazoa; Chordata; Actinopteri; Cypriniformes; Nemacheilidae. The coding region runs from base 46 to 1179 and encodes 377 amino acids. The transcript has 4 exons. Gene Ontology annotation, molecular function: guanyl nucleotide binding; G-protein beta/gamma-subunit complex binding; D5 dopamine receptor binding.